CGAUAACAAAUGAAUAUUGUACAAAGUUCCUUUAUUCAAUUUUUAAAACUAGGUACUAUCCCAAACCACGUCGGUGUGAUUAUGGAUGGUAAUCGGUAUUUUAUAGGUUAGAUGUAGACGAUAUGCUAAGCAAAGGAGAAUAGAGUCAACUGAAGGUCAUAUCUAAGGAUAUCAAUCUUUCUUAAAUUUACUACAAUGGAGUUAAAAACUAGGAAUCAGAGAAAUUAGUGUGUUUGCUUUCAGCAUUGAGAAUUAUAAUAGAUAAAAGGAAGAAGUACAAUUUCUAAUGCAAUUAAUGAAAUAAAAAAUACAUCAUUUGCAACAUGAUCUCAAUUUUAUAGACAAAAACCAAGUUAAAUUUAAAUGCUGUGGCGACCUCGAUUAAUUAUAAGAUCAAGAACUAAAAUAAAAACUCUAAGAACUUGAAAAUUAUAGUUCUAAAUAUUCUUAAUACAAGUAAGCAUGCAACAUAAUUAUCUAUAGACUUAACCUUUGCUUCUCUUAUAAUUUCACAAAUGAAUUAGACAAAGCAAUAUAAUCAAUGCCUAAAGGCUUAUCUAAAAAUGAUUUUUUUUAGAGCUUAAAUUCUCAUUUAAUGGUAUUAAACUCCCCUGAUAUUCUCUUAAGAACAUCUGGAGAAACAAGACUGAGCAAUUUCUUACUCUAUUAAAUAAGAGAAAAAACAGUAAUCCACUUUAUAGAAAAGAAAUGGCCAGAACUAUCAUUUCUAGAUUUUUGUAAUAUGAUUUUAUUCUAUAGAAAAAAUAAAAUUUGA
Molecule: messenger RNA, 775 nt
Organism: Paramecium octaurelia
Lineage: Eukaryota; Ciliophora; Oligohymenophorea; Peniculida; Parameciidae
Source: the annotation of a GenBank genome assembly